Caenorhabditis elegans is the source of this 875-nucleotide messenger RNA. It is a transcript of the gene math-16, whose product is annotated as MATH domain-containing protein. Lineage: Eukaryota; Metazoa; Nematoda; Chromadorea; Rhabditida; Rhabditidae. The record is from RefSeq and is marked reviewed. The coding region runs from base 141 to 875 and encodes 244 amino acids. The transcript is spliced from 4 exons.
AACAAUGACCAAUUCCUGCAAAGAGUUUGUGGUAAGCGAAAAUGUUAAAAAUAUUUCACGGUUUGUUGAUGAAGAAAGUUACUACACUAACAUAGAAGAACGAUUCAAUAUUCCAUGGAGAUUGCAAAUAAAGAAGCAAUAUGGAUUUUUUUAGUUAUUAUUUGAGAUGCGAAAAGGAAGAAUGUGAAAACAAAAAAUGGUCGAUUGAAACUGAGUUCACAUUGAAAUUGGUGUCACACAAUGGUAAAAGUUUGAUGAAAAGCGGGAAGUACACAUUUGAAAAGGCUGAUGGAUUUGGUUGGUUUAUAUUCAUCAGUUGGAAUGAUUUGGAAAGUGAUUAUGUGGUUAAUGAUAGUAUUGUAGUUGAAGCUCAUGUCAAAAUAAUUAAAAUAAACGACUCUCCGUGCAUUGACUCUCAGUGCAUUGAAAACGAAAGUCAGAAAAUAUUUCUGUUGAAUCACACUGUUGAAAAUGUUUCGAGCAUUAGAGAAGGAGGUUACUAUUUCACCAAAACUGAGAAACGGUUUAAUAUUCCAUGGAGGCUAAAGAUUGAAAGAAGAAAUGGGUUUUUUGGAUUAUAUAUAUGGUGUGAUAAAGAACAAUCCAAUAGAAGAGACUGGACAAUUGAUAUGGAGCAAGAUCUAAGAUUGGUGUCUCUGAAUGGUCAGAGCUUAUCUCUAAAAGGAACAUGCACUUUCAAAGAGGCAAGGGGUUCCGGCUGGGAACAAUUUCUAAGAUGGGAUGAUAUGGAAAAGAAGUAUAUGGUGAACGACAGUAUCAUUAUUGAAGCACGUGUAAAAAUAAUUAAAAUGACUGGAUGUGAAGAGGAUUCAACCUUUUCUCUUUUGCUUUUCAGUUUAUCUCAAUAUUUCUAA